Closterium sp. Yama58-4 is the source of this 1701-nucleotide messenger RNA. The record is from the annotation of a GenBank genome assembly. Lineage: Eukaryota; Viridiplantae; Streptophyta; Zygnematophyceae; Desmidiales; Closteriaceae.
AUGGAUCCCUUCGCGCGUCUCCCCGACGAGCUGCUGCUCGCGAUCCUCUCGCGCGUGGGCAGUGCGGCGCGUGACGUCACCCGGGCCGCGAUGACGUGUCGGCGGUGGAAUGAAGUGACGCGGAACGUGCCUGCGCUGUGCCUGGGACCGAGUGGCGGAGGCGCGGCUGCGCCGUUCUUGACGUUUGAGGAAGCCCCAUUCCCAUCGGACCUUCCGCUCCCCCAAGCGCCGGACCUUCCGCUCCCCCAAGCGCCGGACCUUCCGCUCCCCCAAGCGCCGGACCUUCCGCUCCCCCAAGCGCCGGACCUUCCGCUUCCUCAAGCGCCGGACCUUCCGCUCCCCCAAGCGCCGGACCUUCCGCUCCCCCAAGCGCCGGACCUUCCGCUCCCCCAAGCGCCGGACCUUCCGCUCCCCCAAGCGCCGGACCUUCCGCUCCACCAAGCGCCGGACCUUCCGUUCCCCCAAGCGCCGGACCUUCCGCUCCACCAAGCGCCGGACCUUCCGUUCCCCCAAGCGCCGGACCUUCCGUUCCCCCAAGCGCCGGACCUUCCGUUCCCCCAAGCGCCGGACCUUCCGCUUUCUGCAGACGUCCCUCUUAUUCCACCGAGUCCGAGGAACUCCCAGGAGCCUCCCCAAGUUGCGCCUGCAGCAGCCAGCAUGACUGCGGCAGCGACGCUUCUGCGCCACUCCCCCCGCCCCGCCAUCCGCGGGAGUUCAUCUUCGAGGCGUGGAUGCGCCACGUCGGAUCGUCUAUGCGCUCGCUCACUCUCUCCCGCGCACUCCCCGCCACGAAUUCCGCGAAGCGCUCUCACGGCAACGGCACGUGCGGCGGCGGCGGCGGCAGCGGCGGCGGCGGCGGCGGCGGUGGUGGUGAACCUGUGGGAGGAGGAGGACGCGAGUCUGCAUCUCGCGCACAUUUCCCGCCACUGCACCAACCUGCGCUCGCUCUCAUUGGGCCACGUGUCCCUCUCCGCGCCGUCCCUGCUCGCAGCUCUCCAGCCCAUGCCGGCCCUGCAGCACCUCUCGCUCUCGUGGCUCCACGCUUCCCCCGCCGCCCUUCACGCCGUGCUUGACGCCGCGCCGAACCUCCGCCACCUCUCCAUUUUCAUGGCGUCGGGAUUCCCUUACCUAGAAUUGCACCUUCCGCCGUCCCUGCAGCACCUCUCACUCUCCUACAUCCGCGCGGAAUCCGUCGUGCUUCACUCUGCGCGCUCCCUCCAAUCCCUCUCUCUCCGCGACAUGUUCCUCCGCUCGCUCUCCAUCCGCGACGCGCCCAACCUGCGCCAACUCUCAGUCGCUUCCGCCAACAGCCUGCUCGUCUCCGCGCCUCACUCCAGCCAACUCGCGUCAAUCGACCUCCGUGCGGGAUCGCUCAACUGGCCCGCCACCGAAACCCUAAUUUCAACCAAUUCACCUGCGCUCGAGUCGCUCUCCCUCGAUUUUUUUGCCACCAGCAGCUCGGGACUGCCCUGGCUCGCACGGAACUGCCCGGGGUUGAAAAGAUUGCGGUUGGGUCCGCUGGCGUGGCAGAAUAUGGUUCACUCGGCUGCCGUGUCCGGUCUUCUACAGUCACUGUGGAAAAUUGGGUCAGAUGCUACACUUGAUAGUGGCUGUUUAUGGCCUCAGCUAGAAGUUUUUACAGUGAGAAUCGCAGAAAAGUCACCCGGAGGCCUGCUUUUGCUUCAUUCGAUACUCUCUUAA